GCUUAUAAUACCAAUUUGCAUUUGAACAUGCCACUCUUCUUUAUCACUACAAUCCUCUGCUCCUUGCUGAGUUUAACAAUUGGAGAUUGCACUCUUUUUCCAAAUCAAAACCUUGUUAUUGGCCACACUUUGAUCUCUCAAAACCAUGUUUUCGAAACCGGCUUUUUUUCACCUGGAAAAUCAUUGAAUAGAUUCUUGGGAAUAUGGUUCAAGAACACACCAGAUGUUGUAGUGUGGGUUGCCAACAGAAACCAUCCCAUCACUGCCUCAGAAUCACCAGUUUUGAUGAUUUCUGAAAAUGCAAGUCUUGUUAUAAGCAGUGGCAGAAGCAUCAUCUGGUUGGCUAAUUCAUCAAGGGUGGCCUCAAAUCCAGUUUUACACCUCCUGGAUUCGGGAAACUUGGUUCUUGUAGACGACACGAGCAAAACAACAGAAGAGUACUUAUGGCAGAGUUUUGAUUAUCCAACAGACACCUUGAUGCCAGGAAUGGCGAUGGUGGACGAUAUUGACACUGGUGUCGAAAAGUAUUUGACGUCAUGGACAAGUCCGGAUGAUCCUUCUCCCGGUGAGUUUGUUCAUAAGAUCCGAAACCAAGGCUUGGCUGAAGUGCUGACUAUGAGAGGAGGCGGAAGAAUAAGAUACCGAGUCGGACUGUGGAAUGGGAUGUAUUUUUGCGGUGGCACACGCUUUCCCAAUUCCGUUUACAAACCAGACUUGGUUUUCAAACAAGAGAGGCUGAUAUCCAUAGGAGAGCCCUACCAGAACUCCAUUCCAGUGAGAACUACAUUGGAUACAUCUGGUUCACUCCAGCGCCAUACGAUGAAUGCCGGAAGAGACAAAUGGAAUCAUGUCAUCUCAUUUCCUCAAGAUACGUGCGAUGAAUAUGCUAGCUGUGGUCCUAACUUUCCGUUCAUCACUAAUGGAGACAUCGGAUGCUUGAUGUGGUUUGGUGAUCUCAUUGAUACCAAACAACUUACUGCAGCAGAUAGCAAGCAAAACAUGUAUAUCCGUGUGCCGGCUUUUGAACUAGAGUUUAACAAGGGUUUAGAGGAGGUGAAGGAGAAGAAAUGGCCUAAGAAGUUAAUACUGAUAUCAAUUGCUUCUGGUGCUCUCGUCUCAGCCUUUAUUAAUGGAGGUCUACAUUUGAUGGCAAGGCGAAAGAGGCUAGUAAAAAGCAACGACGAGGAUUUGGAAUUGCCUGUGAUCAAUAUGGCAACUAUUGUGAAAGCAACAAAUAAUUUCUCAACGGAAAACAAGAUUGGAGCAGGAGGUUUUGGUACUGUUUACAAGGGGAACAUGCCAUCAGGAGAAGAAGUCGCGGUUAAAAGAUUGUCAAAAUCUUCAACACAGGGCCUUGAAGAGUUCAGAAAUGAAGUUAUGGUGAUUGCAAAACUUCAACAUAGAAAUCUUGUCAGGCUAUUAGGAUGUUGCAUUGAAGAAGAGGAAAGGAUGGUAAUCUAUGAAUACCUACAGAAUAAAAGCCUUGAUCUUUUUGUUUUUGAUUACAAUAGCAGAACACUUUUGACAUGGCCUAAGCGUUAUGACAUUAUCAUGGGAAUCGCAAGGGGAUUGCUAUAUCUCCACCACGAUUCCAGAUUAAAGAUUAUACACAGGUAUCUCAAAAUGAACAACAUUUUACUAGAUGGAAAUUUAACUCCAAAAAUUUCAGAUUUCGGCUUAGCUAGAAUUUUUGAAGAGGAUCAGGCGCUUGCUAGAACAAAAAGAGUUGUCGGGACAUAUGGCUAUAUGGCACCGGAGUAUGCUAUUGAUGGGAAAUACUCGGUGAAAUCUGACAUCUUUAGUCUUGGAGUGGUUUUGUUGGAGAUAAUCAGCGGAAAAAAGAACAGAGGAUAUGGAGACUCCGAUUACUUUGUUAACCUCUUGGGCCAUGCAUGGAUACUAUGGAAAGAAAACAAGAUUUUGGAGUUGAUGGAUGAGUGUUUGAAUGAUACAUUUAAGGAGUGUGAAGUGAAGAGAUGCAUGCAAGUGGGGUUAUUAUGCGUUCAGAAAUUCGCAGAUGAUAGGCCAAACAUGUCGUCCGUUGUUUCAAUGUUAGGAAGUGAUGGAGCAGUUUUGCCCGAACCAAAAGAACCCGGGUUUUUUAUGGAAAGAAGUUGCAGUCCUGCGAGAAGUAGUACAUCACGACGUAUUGUGUCAGAGAACGAUACAAUCACCAUUACAGACUUGGAGGCUGUUUUGGUUCGGGGCAAAACUGCUCCAUCACUUGCCAACAUCGAAAACACUGAAGGCAUGAGUCAUAAGCAUAACUAUUUCCAUAACAUGGCAUACUUGUUUUUCACAACAUUUAUCUUCUCUCUGCGUUUAGCAGUUGGAGCCGCUGAUGGCUGCACUCUUUUUCCAAAUCAACCACUUGUUAUUGGCCAGACUUUGAUAUCUCAAAACCAAGUUUUCGAAACGGGCUUUUUCUGCCCGGGGAAAUCUUCUAAUAGAUUCUUGGGAAUAUGGUACAAGAGCACACCAGAUGUUGUCGUCUGGGUCGCAAACAGAAACCAUCCCAUCAUCACUGCUUUACAUGAUGCAGCUUUGAUGCUUUCCCGAAACGGAAGUCUUGUCAUAAGCAGUGGCAAAAGCAUUAUCUGGUCCUCAACUUCAUCAGAGGAUGCAACAUAUCCAAUUUUGCAGCUCUUGGAUUCCGGAAACUUGGUUGUUUUAGACGGCAAGAGCGUUCUAUGGCAGAGUUUCGAUCAUCCAACCAACACCAUGUUGCCAGGAAUGAAACUAGUCGAUGAUAAUGAAGCCGGUGUGGAAACAUAUUUGACAUCAUGGAGAGGUCCGGAUGAUCCUUCUCCCGGUGAUUUUGUUCUCAAGAUCCGAAACCGGGGAUUGGCUGAGGUGGUGAUUCUGAGAGGGGCAGCCAAAAUAUACAGAUUUGGUCAGUGGAAUGGGAAAUAUUAUGGUGGUGCUAUGCACUUUCCGAAUAGCAUUUACGAGCCAGAGAUGGUUUUCAGAGAGGGGAGGUUGAUAUCCGUUGGAGACCCCUACCAGACCUCACUUCUCACAAGAAGCAUUCUAGAUACAUCUGGUUCACUCGUGCGCCUUACCAUGAAUCUCAGAAAAGACAAGUGGAACCCUGCCACCAUGUUUCCUCUCGAUAAAUGCGAUGAGUAUGCUAGUUGUGGUCCUAACAGUAUCUGCAGACCUGACAAGCCAAUUAGAUGUGAGUGUUUAAAGGGAUUUGCUCCAAAAUUCCACAAUGAUUGGGACGUCCAAGAUUGGUCGGGUGGGUGCAAUAGGACUAAACCAUUGAAUGGCAAAGAUGGAGAUGGAUUUCUGCAGGUGAGAGGGGUCAAGUAUCCUUAUAUGUUGAGGUUUUGGUUGAAUACAACGAUGACCCUUGCUGAGUGCGAAGCUAAGUGCUUUGAAAACACUAGUUGCACCGCAUUUGCUAAUCCAUUCAUCACCAAUGGAGGCAGUGGCUGCUUGAUGUGGUUCGGUGAUCUCAUGGAUGCCAAACAAAUUUCAACCCCUGAUGCUAACCAAAACAUCUAUAUCCGUCAGCCACUUUCUGAACUAGAUUAUAACGUGGGUUUUCAGGCAGCCAAGGAGAAGGAAAACAAAAGGCCUACAAAGUUAAUACUAAUAUCAAUUGCUUUCGGUGUUCUCAUCUCAGCCAUUAUCAAUGGAGGUGUACUUUUUGUGGUGAAACGAAAAAAGCACGCAGUAAGAAUGAAUGAUGAGGAUUUAGAAUUACCUGUGAUCAAAAUGGAAACUAUUGUGCAAGCAACUAGUAAUUUCUCAAAGGAAAACAUGAUUGGAGCUGGAGGUUUUGGUCUUGUUUAUAAGGGGAACAUGCCAUCAGGAGAAAAAAUAGCAGUCAAAAGGUUGUCGAGAUCUUCGCGACAGGGUCUUGAAGAGUUCAGGAAUGAAGUUACAGUGAUUGCAAAACUUCAACAUAGAAACCUUGUAAGACUAUUGGGAUGUUGCAUUGAAGAAGAAGAAGAAAGGAUGCUAAUCUACGAAUAUCUGCAGAAUAAGAGUCUUGAUCUUUUUACUUUUGAUCACAGUGGGAGAACACUAUUGACAUGGCCUAAGCGUUAUGAUAUUAUCAUGGGAAUUGCAAGGGGACUUCUAUAUCUUCAUCACGAUUCCAGAUUAAGGAUUAUUCAUAGGGAUCUCAAAACAAGCAAUAUAUUACUAGAUGAACAUUUAAGACCAAAAAUAUCAGAUUUUGGCUUAGCAAGGAUAUUUGAAGAAGAUCAAUCCCUUGCGAAAACAAGAAGAGUUAUCGGAACAUAUGGAUACAUGGCUCCGGAAUAUGCAAUGGAUGGGAAAUUUUCAGUGAAAUCCGACAUCUUUAGUCUUGGAGUGGUCGUGCUGGAAAUAAUAAGUGGAAAAAGGAACAGAGGAUAUGCAGACUCGGAUCACUAUCUUAACCUCCUGGGCCAUGCAUGGUUGCUAUGGAAAGAAAAGAGGAUCAUGGAUUUGAUGGAUAAGUGUUUGAAUGAUACAUUUAAGGAGUGUGAAGUGAAGAGAUGCAUGCAAGUGGGGUUAUUGUGUGUUCAGAAAUUUGCGGAGGAUAGGCCAGUCAUGUCGUCUGUGGUUUCAAUGUUAGGAAGUGAUGGAGCAGUUUUGGCGGAACCAAAAGAGCCUGGAUUUUUCAUGGAAAGAAGUUGCAGCACAUCACCAUAUAUUGAGUCAGAGAAUGAAACAAUCACUAUUACUGACUUGGAGGCCAGAUGAGAGCAUUUUGAAACCAAAAGAUUCUGGAUUUUUUAUUGAAGAAGUUCAAGGAUUUGUUGAGUGAGGGAAUGAAAGUAUGAAACAAUCACCAUUACUGAGUUGGAGGCCAGAUGAACACAUUCUGCAAAUUUGUAUGUAAAGAAAGUUUAUAAGAAAGUGUCGACUGAUCUUUUUGAAUGUUACUUGUAGCGCCUUGGCCAGUCCA
Messenger RNA from Salvia splendens (bonfire salvia), 4906 nucleotides. Its product is annotated as receptor-like serine/threonine-protein kinase SD1-8. The transcript is spliced from 16 exons. The record is from RefSeq and is a predicted model, not a curated record. Gene Ontology annotation, biological process: protein phosphorylation; recognition of pollen. Gene Ontology annotation, molecular function: ATP binding; protein serine/threonine kinase activity. Bases 28 to 4701 code for a protein of 1557 amino acids. NCBI's taxonomy places the organism in Eukaryota, Viridiplantae, Streptophyta, Magnoliopsida, Lamiales, Lamiaceae. Gene Ontology annotation, cellular component: plasma membrane.